UGAAAUUUGGUCAAAUAUAAUUUCAAGUAUUAUAUUUGAUUUUGGUAUGUAUGUAGCCUUUCAUUUUGACAUAUUAAAAUGUAGUUAUAAUAUAUUAAUGUGAACAAAAACUUUCUAGAAAAUUGCUGCCAUAUAUGUAUAUGUAUAUGUAUAUGUAGCAAUAAACAAAUUCCCGCAAAGUAUACGAUUCUUAACACGUUGAGUGGCGUCAGGGUCAGCAGUGAGGAGUACCACAAUUUAAUGCAUUUAAAUGAUUUAAAAAAUAUUUAAUAGCAAACAGAUGCAGGACGAACUCUGUAUGUCCUUGAGAGUGUUUUUUCCUCUCUCUCAAAAUCGUGGUGUGCUUUCGUAGUAUCUAUACCUAUCUCCAUCUGUCGCACAGUUUUCGUUUAACGACCAUGAGAAUCAACCGAUCUCUUUCUCUCCGAAUAACCUUAAAGACUGUUCUGGAGAAUGUAAACUUGCGUAUCGUGCAGAGCCUGACAAGCAGCAACAAGCAGCAGGAUAUGCGAAACAAUGGUAACAAAAGAAGGCCAUCACCUUCGUGCUAGAUUCUUCAAGGAUACUCUUAUCCUUUAUACGUACAGCACGACCGCGUCGAAACAUCGGCCAUAGCAGGCUCUUAUCGGCGACCAUCAACAAAUUAAUGGAUUCUUCCCUACACACCUCGCCACACAUGGUGCCUGCGAUCGCUGUUGGCAAAGGGCGGCUGUAGUCCUUUUGGAUACGAAUCGCACACCACCGAAUUUAGGUUCGUUGGUUGAAUGUGCCUGACAGCAAUAAAUACUCUUGUGUGAGUAAACGCUAAAUGGCACGGUUUUUCGACAGGAAACAAUCCGGUUUGAAAUUACAAUGCGUGAAUAAUACGGAAACAAACGGAGCCAUGGCUUAGAUGAGAAUUUUCACCUGGCAUCCCUUUAUCGUUUCAACAAAAAAACGUACCAGUCACAUAUUCAACGUGCCUGUUGCGUUAUAUGCAUUCGUGCUUUAGAAUGUGCGUGUGAAACACAUUUAUCCAACACGAAGGUACACAAUCUUACGCAUGCGUUUACAGUCAAAGUGGUACAUUACGCGAGAAGAACCAGCAGAAGAUCAACUUGGCCAUUCGUUUGUCAACGGGACUGCGGGUCAAAUCGAGUGAGAAAUGAGAACUACAUCGUUCCUGGUUCUCGUCGCCUGUCUGCAGUGUCAUGUCACCGGUUCCCGUGCUGUUCCAGUAAGAACAACCGGACAAAUCCUUCUGGGAGAAGUCGAUAUCGCGGCUGAAGAAGACAACGCUGCUGAAAUAACGACAGAGGAAUCAUUCCCGAAAAAAUGCGUCGUCGAUGGAAAUAGUUAUUCUCACAGCCAGACAAUACCAUCCUACGACCUGAACUCCCAUUGUCUCUGCGUGGUAGGUGAAGUAUAUUGUUGGUGGCAGAAUUACAAUCCGAGCACAGGUACUUCUGUCGACGUCUCGUUCCUGCCGUCGACGACGAUAGAAAGUAAUUACACGCCGUCGCUGGAGGGCAACACGAAUGCCGUCGACAGUUUGGAGGCUUCCGGUGAUCCAGCAGAGGAGCCAUCCGUCGAGCAGCAGCAGGGAUACGCGGAGAUAAACGCGAGUUACUCGACUACAUCGCAAACUGCACCGACCACGUGUCUCGUGAUGGGAAGAGAAUACCGGGAGGGCGAGGUACUGCCUCACUCGACCGGAAAUUGCAUCGAGUGCAGCUGUGGAUCCGAGGGUCGGGUCGAGUGUUCGCCACGCGACUGUGUGGCCCUUCGACCCGAGAUACCAGUUUCACCGGAUAUACCGAACGCACCAGACGGCGAUUUUGAAGUGUUCAAUCUUGCCAGGGACCGAGGCAUCGACGAGAGCUUCUAAGGAAUCCGACGAUAAUAACGACUUCGGCUUAAUCCUUCUGCAGAUUCUUUCCUAUUUUCAUUUUCUCGGUAACUGCUUGUUGAUCGAUAUAAUAACGCUCCUUAAUUCAUCGAUGAAUUAAGUUAUCCGUUUGAAAUGAAAGAAUGUAGACAGCCGGUAAGACCCACGAAAGAGAUAAAUACAACGUAGCUGCUUUAGAAUGAGAAUAUCAUCUAUUUUGGGAACGCACUUUUCAAUCAGUAUACAUAUUUUUCUACAGUUAUUUAUCCAGUAAUUUUUCAUUCACAGUAUCGGUCUUAUUUGUAGCUUAAAAUGUAAGUAUUCUACGUAUACAUAAUAAUAAUUGAGUAUUAGUAAAUUAAUUUUAAAGAACGUAUCGAUACGUUGACAACGAAGAUAAAGGCCAUAUUAGUAAGUUUAUGUAAUUGUUUUUACUUUGAACAGAAUUUUAUUUAUUUUCUAUAAGAAUAAUCGAGAUGUUAACACAAGCUAAGAAAGUUAAGAAACGCGUCAAUAUAUCAAUUGUAGAUUAGGAAUAGAAUAUAAUUUCAGAUAUAAUUAUUUUUAUGUCGAUCAACAAAGCGUCAAUACUUCUAAGCUCUAAUUGUAGUUUUCUACAAAACUAAUUAGUCAAAUUUAUACACUCUUCCUUCUUAUUCUUUUAGGCUUUCUUCCUUUCAUUUGAAACACCAAAAAGUAAUAAUAUCUAGGGUCCUUUGAACGCUUUCUUUCAUAUAUUUUUUAAAAAAGUGUAUGAAAAACAAGCAUAUGUGAAUUACAAUACGCGUGAUGUAUAUUAAGACGAUAAUUAGAGAUAAUUGAAAUUCUUUUAACACGUUGACUGCCAUGGGGAUCGUUGCUGAUCGGUGUUGCACUUUUAAUUUGAAAAGAAGAAAGUUGUGUAAGAACGAACAUUCUAAAUAUCAUAAACCAUAAUUGAAUGCUUUUACUAUGGCAAUCAAUGCGUUAAAUCAGUUUAUGUUGAGUUUAGUGGUUGUUUAGUGUGAUUGAUAGGAAACCACUGAAAAUUAGAACGCUCUUUCAAGAUGUACGAGCAGACUGUAAUUUAUUACCCUCGAGAUUUGUAGACGUUUUGGAGCCAUGGGACUAAUUUAUCAAGCGAUGGAUGCUGGAAACGAUCAAUCUCUAUGUCCUAUAAUUGUGUGUCAUUUCAUUUUAUUCCUGUUAGCGAUAGAGGUGUGGCAGUAAUACGAAAUAUGUACCAUUUAACAAAAUUCAUAUGAAAAUACCAAAGACAAUCAAAUCUUUUGAUCCUUGGAAAACGGAUAAAUGCUCUGAGACUGACGCGGUGAACGAAUGCAGGGUCAUUACGAUCUAUAAAACGUUAUUAUAUGCAGAUUUGAAAGUAGAAUUAUAUACAAAAUUAAAAAUAUAUUUUCACGUUAUAUUUAAGAAGAUUUGAUACAGAGAACAGUUUUAUUUUUUACUUAAGCUUUACAAUAUAAAUUUUCUACAUUUUUCACGUUUUAUCUCUGUACCUGGAUCAAAAUGAUUCUGUAUCUGUCGUGCGAGGAUUAAGUUGAUUUUUAUUUCAAUUUAUCUCAUAAUGAUACAUACACGUUUGAUAUAAUUCAAGUAGGUGAAUAUUUCUGGCAGCCAUCGUAAGAUAGAUAUUAUGUAGUUCUCUCGCUUACCAAACAAUAUUCUCUAUGCAUUUCGAGGAAUACAUACUACGAUAAGAUACAACGGUAAAUGAAUAAAUCUGUAGACAUCGGCCUAUAACGUACGAAUUAAUGAAUUUGGGUAUGAAGAAAACCGAUCUGCGAAUCGGAAGUGAAUCAACUACCCGCUUAAGAGCAACCACAUUACGGAGCUUGAUAGUACUCGAUUUUAUGUAAGGUCGUAAACAUAUAGCGGCUGAUAAGUAUAGGAUCAGUUUAUAAUAUAAAAUAUGAUUUUAAUGGGUAUAAUUUUAUAUAUCUACAAUUUUCUUUAUUUCUUUCUUUAUUGGCUUUUCAUGUGCAAUAAUAGGCAGAUGCAACAGGUGGAUGAAUCAUUUUUAAUAAUCAGGGAUCAAGAAAAUGAAACUACAGAUACUUAGAAGAAUUUUACAUCUUUGUUGGAAAUUGAUCCUAUAUUUUUAGCUGAUGAUGUAAUAUUCAUAUCAUCAUAUCCUUUGUCAUAUUCUAGUCGAAGCUUAGUCAUAUCCUGUUCAUAAUCACGUUGCUUCACCUCCUAUGGGUCAAGUAAAUAUCACAUCUUUUGUACUUUAAAGACAAGAAACUGUACGAGUUGUUCGUCAAGUUUAUGAAUACUUUCAGUAAUAUGAAUUAUAUAUUAAAAAUGAUCAAGAAAAUGUAUGUAUACGAAUUUCAUGACGUAUACGAUUAUUGUAAUAGUCUAAAACCAUACAAAAUUAAUUUACUGUGUAUGGGUUGCAAAUUCAAAUUAUACUCCAUCAUUUUGCAAUGAAGAUGAUAUUAUUUAAGGAUGAUUUGCUAAGGAUGAAAUUAAAUUUCUUUUAUUAGGCUCGAGUAAGUAAGAAGAAGUUCGUAACAUUAGAUUAGAUUUUGAACUUUGUUUAAUGUCACGAUUAGACACCAAUCGCGCCACGUGUUCUUCAGUUGCUUGCAGACUACCUAACCUCUAAAUGUAUUUGAUUAAAAUUUAAGAUGACUGAAAAUUUGUUACAAAAUAGAUAUAUGAGGAAGAUGAUUCAGUGACAACAAUGCUUUAACAAUGUUGGGUGCAAUACGGGCUUCCUUGCAUUGAGAGUAAGCAUAAGGAAAGGAACCAUCUACUGUUUGCCUUCAAUCUUGAGAAUACCCAGGAAAAAAUAAGAAAAGCUAAACAAGGUGGAUGGUGAAAAGUUUCUACCCUUCCUUAUAACUAAAGGAAGCCUAAAUUGCAUGUAACGAUACAUUGCGGUGUUCAAUGACACGAAGCAUGAUUUUGAAAGAAAAUUUAGUUGUUGAUUGUAUACCUUUUGUUACCUUGAAAAAUUAUGAUUAUACUUACACGGCGACGAGUUAAUUGUUUAUAGUUAAAUGCAUAGUUAGGUAGAGAUCUAAUGUGAUAAAGGUAACUUUGUCUAAAAGUUUUACAAUACAUAAGGAAAAGAAAUACGAUCCUAUUGCAAGAUUACUGUAAACUUGUACGAACGCUUAUUUGAUUAGGAAAUAUACAAUGGAGGAAACAGAAUCCCGGUGAAUUUAGUAAAGCUGAGACACGAAAUUGUAAAAAAAAAGAACAUAAUGAAAUGUGGGAUCAUCACGGGAUCACGCGGGACCAUCAUGGCAAUUCAUCUUUUCUUUACGUUUACAUUUGCGUAUUUGAUCUCGUACGUCUUCCAGUCAUCCCACACAUUGUUGUGUCUGUCUUGUACCCGGUGGGAUCUCUUGUCUUCUUAAAAAGGGU
Molecule: messenger RNA, 5245 nt
Organism: Osmia bicornis bicornis
Lineage: Eukaryota; Metazoa; Arthropoda; Insecta; Hymenoptera; Megachilidae
Exons: 11
Coding region: 1145-1867 (240 amino acids)
Source: RefSeq, a predicted model, not a curated record